This is a messenger RNA of Ruditapes philippinarum (Manila clam), 2322 nucleotides long. RefSeq names its product ficolin-3-like. Lineage: Eukaryota; Metazoa; Mollusca; Bivalvia; Venerida; Veneridae. Bases 388 to 1476 code for a protein of 362 amino acids. The transcript is spliced from 6 exons. The record is from RefSeq and is a predicted model, not a curated record.
UCGGACGUCAAAUUGGAAAAAGCGCAAUAUUCGGGAUAAGUCUGGCGUCAAUGGGAAAAAAGCGCAAUAUUGUUAUUUCGAGGUAAAUUAGAUAUCAAAUGGGAACAUUUUUAGUCGGCCGCCAUUCAUUGUGGCUUAACAGUAGACCAUUGGAUAUUGAUAUUAUUAUCGUAUUGUAUUGAAAGCAUGCCAACUGUACAGUGUAGUGCGGAAUAAAGCAAACAACAAUUAAAUGAAAAAAAUGUAAGCUUUUACUAAAAGCACUUUUAAGUUUGCAAUGAAUUCAUAUGUUGAAAUUUACAAUUUUAAUUCAUCGACAAAAAGAAGAUUUUGAUUGGAGAAGAUUAUCUGAUUUUUUUCCUUUAAAGUUAACUGAUUAAAGAUAAUAUGAGAUCUAAUUUAUUGAAAUCUAUCUCCUUCUGUCUCAGUAUUGUUUUAUUUAAGUUUUGUUUUUGUGCAAAAUUGACGAUUUUUGAAGAUGGGAUGCGUGCAUCUGAUGUGACGGCCACAUUCAUAGUAAGAUCCUUGUCGGAAUGUGCUGUUCUGUUGGAUAAAACUCCUGGUAGUGUAGCAUUUAACUAUAAUUCGGGGAGUAAUAUGUGCGAGCUGGUGGGUAGCCAAUCGGCUUCAACAACUCCGGCUGUUGGAUGGAGAGUAUAUGCAAUCCUAGGAUGUAAAAACCUACCUACAAUUGCAAAUGGUAAUAUUAUAUUUACACCAAAAGAUGAAUACACCUUGCUUGAUACCAUAGGAAUAAACUGUGACGUUGGGUAUGGCGCAAUUAAAUCAGAAAUAAAAUGUCUACCUACAGGAGAAUGGGAGAAUGCUAUAUGCGAAAAGAAAAUAAGUGACUGUUCAGAGAUUCUAACUUACAACCCUGGUGCUACUAGUGGCAUUUAUACUAUAAAGCUCUGGCAAUCCGGACAAACCCUUUCAGUUUACUGCGACAUGGUAACAAGCGGUGGAGGAUGGACAGUUUUUCAGAGACGUAUUGACGGCGAUGUAAACUUUUAUCGCACUUUUCCGGAGUAUGAAGAUGGUUUUGGAACUCCAGAUGACGAAUUCUGGCUAGGGUUGAAAUAUAUAAAGGAGUUGGCGGAUAAAGGUCCUACAGAAAUACGGACGGACAUGGCUAAAGCCAGUGGUGUAACGGCAUUUGAGACUCAUGCCGGGUUCAGUCUCUCGGGACCUAACUAUGUAUUUAACAUAGGGUCACUUGUGGCGGCUACACCAGGAGACACUUCAGGGUACGGAUUGUCUUAUAAUAAAGGACAUGCUUUUACCACGAAGGAGUUGUCAAACUGUGCUGUCAAUCGUCUAGGCGCGUGGUGGUAUUAUGGCUGCACGUGGUCCAACCUCAAUGGGGAAUACCGAACACCUGGAUCAAACGAUAACAGCUAUGUCGGUUUAAUACAUUAUGGAUUUGGACGAUUUGAAAAGUUAAAGUCUGCAAGCAUGAUGCUUCGAAGGCCUUAAGAUAUUGCAUUACAAAUAAUUUUAUAAGGUCUUCAACUGUGGGUAUCUUAAAUGGGCUUACAAAUCUUUCAAUUUUGGACAAAUAAUUAAUCAUUGCAGGGAAUGUUUCAAAGUAUGACAGUGCAUAUAUUGGUUAGUCAGCACGGCUGAUUUUGGUCUGAACUAGUAGCCUUGGAAGAAUCAGUUGCCACUAGUGGAUUAAGUGUUAAGUGAGGCGAGGAAGAGAAAUAAUGACUAUUGCAUCAUGCAUAAUGAACAAUAUACAACAUAUCAAAUAAAAUAGUUCAGUAGAGUAAAUUUGCUUUUUAACACCGGUAUGGGGUUUUGAUGUGUAGGUAUUGACCAAAGUGUCCGAGAAGGCAAAGAUGUCUGUAAACUGUAUUUUCGGAAAUGUUAACAACGGUUACAUGCUCGGUUCGGAUGUGCCUGUUCAUGUCCUGCUAUUGUAAAAUAAAACAUUAUUGACCAAAGCACAAAGCCUCUGUUUUUCCAACUAGUUCAAUUACUGUAUUAACUAUGCUCUGUAGAGUUGUAUUUACCCGGAAGACAUAAUAACAAUUGUAAAAGUUAUCAAUAAACUUUAUUUUCUUAUUUUUGUCAUCAUCAUAAUUUGACGUCAUCAAAACGUAAUUCUGACGUUUGUUUCUUUCGUCAUCCUUUAAGGUAGAUUAAAGUUACAAAAGAUACUAUAUUAGUAUAUUAUAUUAGUAAGCAAUGUAUUUGUAUCUUUGUCAUGUUUUAAAUGGUUUUAAACAGUGAUAUAUAAAGUAAAAUAAUAACUUUACUGUAAACUUUCAAUUUAUAAUAUUUUUGCACUUUUUGUGUGUUUAUUUUUUGUCUGGUGAA